UGUGAUUGGCUGGAAAGAGGUGCUCUCGCGGCAGUGCAGCCCUCGUGUCAGUAGACUGUCUGUGUGUGGCACAGGAUAGCAUAGCUGGACGACGGGGAAAUGUGAGAUUGUCGAAGGAGUACAACGUUACACUUUUAAACGACCAAAACCUCUUCAAAAUCGGAAGUACGCUUUGGCACGAUUUUUUGGAUUACCCAGUCUUUCUUUUGUGAGUGGUUGCUCGCAGUCUGGAGUUUUAAGAAAGGAGGGAAAAGUCUCUGGGACCUGCAAAGAGAAGCAGCCGUCGAGAGUCGCUUCUGUUUUCAGAGAAAUGUUUGACGCGGUCGGCGUCGACCAGGAACAUUCUCGAUUAUUGAACUCAAUUUUCUGGAUUUGAUACGACAAAAGAUUUUUCAUAACCAUCUUGAUUUGUUUCGUUGUUCGCGGAGCCACGUAACAGGAGCAACCUCAGAAGACACCAAUCCAGACUGGGAGGGGAUCAAACUGUGUGGAUCUUAAAACGAGGUGGACACUGUCGGGGUAUUUGCCCCCCCCCCCAGCGACCACUGGAAUCGGGCUUUGUGUCCGAAUACACCGCUGGAGAAAAGCGGCGUGCCAGAGAGCCGCACAAUUCACAGACCUCCAAUAAAUAAGGGAUACAUUUCAAGAUGUAUCCGCAGGGCCGGCAUCCGGCGCCGCACCAGCCUGGUCAGCCAGGCUUCAAAUUCACAGUGGCCGAGUCCUGUGACAGGAUUAAAGACGAGUUUCAGUUCCUCCAAGCCCAGUAUCACAGUCUAAAGGUGGAAUACGAUAAACUGGCCAAUGAGAAGACAGAAAUGCAGAGGCACUAUGUCAUGUACUACGAGAUGUCAUAUGGGUUGAACAUUGAAAUGCACAAACAGACGGAGAUCGCUAAAAGGCUGAAUGCAAUUUUGGCCCAAAUUAUGCCUUUCCUGUCCCAGGAGCACCAACAGCAAGUGGCACAGGCUGUUGAGCGUGCCAAGCAGGUCACCAUGACCGAGCUGAACGCUAUCAUCGGAGUGCGUGGACUUCCCAACCUGCCUCUAACCCAACAGCAGUUGCAGGCGCAGCACCUGUCGCACGCCGCCCACGGCCCUGUGGCGCUGCCGCCGCACCCGUCGGGCCUGCAGCCGCCCGGCAUCCCCCCCGUCACCGGCUCCGGCUCGGGCCUGCUGGCCCUGGGAGCGCUGGGCAGCCAGGCCCACCUGCCCGUCAAGGACGAGAAGAACCACCACGACCUGGAGCACAGAGAGAGCACGAAUAAUUCCAUCUCCCCGUCCAGUCUGCGCACAGCCAGCGAAAAGCACCGUGGAUCCUCCGACUACAGCCUGGAGUCCAAGAAGCGCAAAGUAGACGAGAAGGACAACAUGAGCCGAUACGACAGCGACGGGGACAAGAGUGAUGAUCUGGUGGUGGACGUUUCCAACGAGGACCCAGCCACUCCCAGAGCUAGCCCCGCCCACUCCCCACCAGAGAACGGUCUGGAUAAGCCCCGCCCCCCAAAGAAGGACACGCCCAACAGCCCGGCCUCUGUGGCCUCGUCAGGAAGCACCCCCUCCUCCAAAACCAAGGAUCACGGCCACAAUGACAAAUCCUCCACGCCGGGCCUCAAGUCCAACACCCCCACGCCCCGCAACGACGCCCCCACGCCUGGCACCAGCACCACGCCUGGCCUCAGGCCCAUCCUGGGCAAGCCCCCCAUGGAGGCACUCGCUGCCCCAGCUCUGCGGACGCCCCUGUCCAUCGCGGGCUCGUAUCCCACGCCCUUCGCCAUGAUGGGCCACCACGAGAUGAACGGCUCCCUGGCCGGUGGGGGGGUCUACGCCGGCCUCCACAUCUCCCCCCAGAUGAGCGCGGCCGCCGCCGCCGCCUAUGGACGCUCACCCAUACCGGGGUUUGACCACCCCCAAAUGAGGGUUCCAGGUCUGCCAGCCAGUCUCUCUGCCAUCUCUGGAGGCAAGCCUGCGUACUCCUUCCACGUCAGUGCUGACGGACAGAUGCAGCCGGUGCCCUUUCCGCCGGACGCUCUGAUUGGGCCGGGCAUCCCGCGGCACGCGCGGCAGAUCAACACGCUGAACCACGGCGAGGUGGUGUGCGCCGUCACCAUCAGCAACCCCACGCGCCACGUCUACACCGGCGGCAAGGGCUGCGUCAAGAUCUGGGACAUCAGCCAGCCGGGCAGCAAGAGCCCCGUCUCCCAGCUCGACUGCCUGAACCGUGACAACUACAUCCGCUCGUGUAAACUGCUUCCCGACGGGCGCACGCUCAUCGUGGGCGGGGAGGCGAGCACGCUGACCAUCUGGGACCUGGCCUCGCAGACGCCGCGCAUCAAGGCCGAGCUGACCAGCUCCGCGCCCGCCUGCUACGCCCUGGCCAUCAGCCCCGACGCCAAGGUGUGCUUCUCCUGCUGCAGCGACGGCAACAUCGCCGUCUGGGACCUGCACAACCAGACGCUCGUCAGGCAGUUCCAGGGCCACACGGACGGCGCCAGCUGCAUCGACAUCUCCCACGACGGCACCAAGCUGUGGACGGGCGGCCUGGACAACACGGUCCGCUCCUGGGACCUGAGGGAGGGACGGCAGCUGCAGCAGCACGAUUUCACCUCCCAGAUCUUCUCCCUGGGCUACUGUCCGACGGGCGAGUGGUUGGCUGUGGGCAUGGAGAGCAGUAACGUGGAGGUUCUGCACCACACCAAGCCAGACAAGUACCAGCUGCACCUCCACGAGAGCUGUGUGCUCUCGCUCAAGUUCGCCUACUGUGGAAAAUGGUUCGUGAGCACGGGGAAGGACAAUCUGCUCAACGCAUGGAGGACUCCGUACGGCGCCAGCAUAUUCCAGUCGAAGGAGUCGUCGUCUGUCCUGAGCUGCGAUAUCUCGGCGGACGAUAAGUACAUCGUCACGGGCUCAGGCGAUAAGAAGGCCACUGUCUACGAGGUCAUCUACUGAGACGCUUCCGCAAGAGCAGCAGCAGCAGCAGCGGUGGAGCCGGCCCCGCUGGAGGACAGCAGGGUGGAGGGCGUCGGGGAAGGGGGGGGGGACGGCCAGACACACACACACACAUGUACAUACACGCUUGAGACCCCCUCUCAAACACUCAAACACUCACACACACACACACACACACACACACACACACACACACAUAUAUAUACAUUCUUUCUCUCUCUUUCUCUCUCUCUCUCACGUAAACACACACACACACACACACACACACACAGGACGCCUCAUCUGCCUGCUUGCCAGGACAGACAGACUGAUUUAAUGGCCUGAGGACUGCAGCUGAACUGGGUGGGUCCGGGCUGGUCUGAACCUGACUGAACCGGAUCGCAGUCUGGGUUGAUCAGCACCACGACCCCCCCCUGGCCCCCUCUCCAGUUGCCCCCCACCCCACCCCACCUGCCUGUUCAGUGCCCCCCCUCCUCGGCACAAAGAGAGGACAGAGACUGUCUGGUGUUCCCCCCCUCCCCCAUCUCCUUGUAUAUCGGUCUAUGUUGGAAAGUUGUUUCUUCCCUUUUAUUAUUAUUUUUUUGUCGGGUUUUUUUUGUGUAUUUUUUUUUUUAUUUUUAACACUGAGAAUGUUCUGCGUGCGGCUGUGACGUGAAGCAGUGCUUCGCUCGCCGAGCCGCAGUUGCUGGCGUGGUGGAGGUUCUGUGAAAAAUGUAUAUAAUGGAGGACUAAAGGCCUUUAUAGAUUUCUAUUUUGGUGUCCAGUUCCACUUGUGAUGGUCCCCCUCUCCUUGACGCGUCGUCUCCCCUGGCCCCCGGGGUUUGGAUAUUAGAUUAGGACCUCUCUUUUAUCCCGAGGAAAUUCUAUUCCUUUUUUUCCCCUCCCUCUCUCUCCCUCUCCCUCUCUCUCUCUCUCCCUCUCUCUCUCUCUCUCUCUCUCUCUCUCUCUCCUCCUCCUUCUGAGAAGUUCAUUUUCUGCCCUGACCUUUCAUGGAAAUCUAAUUUACUCCUUUUUUUGGUGUCCAUUAAAAAACAAUUUUGAGCUUCAUCAAAUUAUGGAGAUGUUUUGUACAAAAAAAAAAGAAAAAAGAAAAAAAAAAUCUUGUGGAUUCUAUUCCUUCUGGUUCCCUCCUCCCGCCCUCUCUCCCCCCGCCAUCUUGGUCAGCUGAGAGCAGCGGAUCGUCUGGCCAAUCAGGAGUGGACUCUGAAGGACGGGCCACUCCUCAUGCAGAGCCCACAGCCAACAGGAAGAAUAAGAUAUUUACAGAUCCUCAGUCUCUCACACACACACACACACACACACACACACACACUCAAAUGAGAUCCCUCUGCUGACUGUCUGCUGAACUUCCUGCUUUCCUGUCUCCGUCUGGGUCUGGCGGCGGGAAAGGAGGGGAGACGUGGGGAGGGCCAGAGAGUGUGAUGACCGCGGAGAGAGAGAGAGAGCACGAGAGAGAGAGAUGGAGACCAUCUUGCGAUCAAGCCGAGGAGACUCUGGACUCUGGACAGAUACUUUGGGGGUUUGCGGGGAUGAGAGACUCUUUGGUUGUGCAGUAUCAUGUUAAAGGGGAGAGAGGAGGGGGAUUUGGGGGAACAGCAUCUUGUCUUGUUAGUGGGUGACUUUAACUAUGGAUUUUUAAGAAAUUGGUUGAUGUUUUUCCUUACCGUCAGUCACAGUGACCAGUGACGGACAUUGGGGUGUUUGUGAGCAAUCGUCUUUUGUAACGCACUGAGCAAAGUGGAAUAACAUGACUCCGACUCAGCGCGGCGUUAUCCCCCCCUCACAGCAGCUCAAGCCAAACGCAAACACAUCUCUGUGGCCUGCGCGCCGGUUCUCCAUGGUUCUUUACGGUUCUAUAUGGUUCUACCCUGAUGGUGAUGUUCCAUACUGUCCAACCUCAGACGAAACCCACCAACGCCCACCCCUGCCCCACUUUGCAAAAGAGCUGGAUGAAACAAAGUCACUUCUCAAACACGCACCAAAGUAUGUAGCAAACUGUGUUGUCACUGAAGCUAAUGUACAGUUGUUGAUAAUUCAAUAAACUGUUUUUGUAUAAAA
This is a messenger RNA of Sardina pilchardus (European sardine), 5003 nucleotides long. It is a transcript of the gene tle3a, whose product is annotated as TLE family member 3, transcriptional corepressor a. Gene Ontology annotation, molecular function: transcription corepressor activity; protein binding. Gene Ontology annotation, biological process: negative regulation of canonical Wnt signaling pathway; regulation of DNA-templated transcription. Lineage: Eukaryota; Metazoa; Chordata; Actinopteri; Clupeiformes; Clupeidae. The record is from RefSeq and is a predicted model, not a curated record. Gene Ontology annotation, cellular component: nucleus; transcription regulator complex.